Molecule: messenger RNA, 1009 nt
Organism: Dimorphilus gyrociliatus
Lineage: Eukaryota; Metazoa; Annelida; Polychaeta; Dinophilidae
Source: the annotation of a GenBank genome assembly
CUAUUUCGUCGGGCAUGAAUGUCAAGGCUGGGUCAAUUUUGCAAUGUUUCGUGUUCUAACUUCUAAAGCUACGUGGUUUCAAAAAAGUACAUAUCGCUUUAAUGCAGUGGUCAGAACUUUUAGUUCUUCAAUAGCAAGGCUCCAAUCAGAUGAGGAUCACAAACUCACACCAUACUUAUUGAGAGCGACAGAUCUUGUCGGAGAUCUCCCAUUAACACUUCACAAGAAACUGGCAAAAGAUUUCAUAUGCUUGGUAGAACCGAAAGAAUCAAUAUUCAAUAUUAUUCAGGAUCAUCUUGUUAAAAGUGAUUCUGAUAUUCGACUUUUAGGAACUACAGUCGCUUUAAUAUCUAAAAUAAUGGAAGAGUUCGUCACUGAUGAUAUUCAAAUCGUUAGAGAGAAACACCUGAGAUUGGCAGAAAUUACUGAGAUCAUACACUCGGCUAUCAGACUUCAUAAUAGCGUAAAAAAUAAUAGUAUUUUCAAAGAUAACAAGAUGAGCAUCCUAAUUGGAGAUUUUCUUUUGGCAUCCGCGUGUCUGGAGUUGGCUGAACUAUGUAAACCGGAAGUUGUUGAUUUAAUAGCUACGGCUUUGUCGCAUAUGUCUAAUUAUACGUUUCUGAAAGAAUCAACAAUCUCUGAUAGUAGUUUUUCGCUCGCAAAAUGGGAAGAAAUGGUUUUCAUGAAAACUGCAUCAUUAUUCGCCAAUAGCUGUAGAGCGACCUGUGCUUGGAACAAUGUUGAAGGAAUCGUUAAUAGAAACUUAUACGAAUUCGGAAGGAAUUUUGGUUUAGCCUAUGAGCUAAAUAGGAUAAGAUGUAAAGAAAAUAGUGAAAGUGAUCAUUUAGAAUAUUCGUUACUAAGUAUAGUACGUGAUGAAAAGAUACAUUUCGAGGUACAAGAACUUUCUAAAAGGUACUGCGAUUUAGCAGAGGAUAAUUUAGGUAAUGUCCGUGACUCUGAGGCUAAACAAAUUUUAUUAGAUAUGAUAAAUGCGCUACGUUCUUAA